AUGGCGAAUUUGCAGUCAUGGGGUCUCAAUGUUGUCAGGCUCGGCGUGAUGUGGCCCGGUGUGGAGCCAGCGCCCGGCAAGUACAACCAGACCUAUCUCGAAGUGGUGCGGCAGUUGGUGAACGACAUGCACAGUCACGGCAUUUACACCAUCGUGGAUUUCCACCAGGAUGCCUUUGCAGAGCGUUUCUGCGGCGAGGGCGUUCCGGAUUGGCUUCUUGGGAUGCUGGAGCCAAUCCGCCGCAGCUGCAAAGGUGUCUUCCCCGAGGCCGCAAAGCUCUUCGGCCAGUGCAAGUCCUUUGCUGAUUACAACUACAGCACGGACCCCAAGACAGACUUCCCGCGAAGCGACGAGUGCCUGAGCGUGGGCUUCGACAUGUACUCCCGGACGCCCGAAGUGACCAGCUCAUGGGGCAACUUCUUCGCUUUCGAUUCGGUGCAGCAGAAAUUCCAUGACUUCUGGUCGGUGGUCGCCAAAGCCUUCGUGGGUGUUCCAGGAGUGCUGGGUUACGACCUGGUGAAUGAGCCCUUGAAUGGCGACUACUACACUGAUGCCAAACUCUUCGAGCCCGGUGAGGCUGACCGGCGACUGUUGGAGCCCAUGUACGUGAGCCUGAGCAAAGUCAUCCGAGAGGCAGAUCCGGAGGCCGUCCUCAUGUACGAGCCAGCUCCGUUCCCGGACACCAUCCCGGCAUACGUGCCCCUGGCGGGCGGCGUUCGCCCGGUCGGCUUCCAAACCGGACCCACUCCCGGAGAAGGAGAACGCCAGGUGCUGUCCUAUCACAUCUACUCUUGUGGCUUCGCCACGGACAAGUGCGACAGGAAAGGCGACCUGCCUUCUCCAGUCUGUGAAGAAUGUGACCGCAUGGCAGACUCGGCGGUGGCCACGCGCGAAGCCGAUGCUCGGCGCCUUGGUGGCGCCGCGUUCCUCACGGAGUUUGGCGCUUGCUCGGGCACCCCCAAUUGCCUCUCAGAAAUCCACCGCGUUGCAGACAUGGCCGACCGCGCCUUGCAUUCUUGGGCCUACUGGGAGUUCAAGUACAACCAUGACAUCACCACAGUGGCGGGUCCUGAGGAGGGAUUCUAUGACCUCCAGGGCAGCCUACAGGUUCCCAAGGUGGCAGCACUUUCCCGGACCUAUGCACCUCUCGUCGCAGGCCGCACGACCUCCCUGCGCUACGACGCCUCCUCCGGUGCUUUUCGCCUGACCUACGUACCUGAGGAGAGCACACACGGCCUGAAGACGGAGAUCUAUUACAACGAGAAGCUCAACUACCCUUCCGGCGCCGAAGUCCAUGUCCACGGUGGAUCCUCCAAAGCAGUCGGAAAGAACCGAGUGGAGGUCACGGCAGAUGUGCCCGCAGGUGCAUUGGUUGACGUGGCGCUGGCACGACCGUCGUUCCUGGGCGAUGGUCAAUUCCGCUCUGCCGGAGGUGGCUUGGUGCAGUGGAAAGCAGAAUCGGCGAACACCACGUCGUUCGAGCUGUCCACUGCCAGCAGCGUCACCUGGUGGAAGGGUCUCAAGGUCAUUUCGGAUCUUGGCGAGACCGUCUGCGACCUGCACAUGCAGGACGCCACCCAUGGACCUAUCCGCUGCACUCUCCCGGAACCGGCGCAGAGCACGCUGCUUUUCAGCUACACCAUCGAGCUGUGGAAAGCCAAAGAGUUGGGCGUUCACAGGCGCGUGGACGUUUUGGACCACAAGUUCCUUGGUCCGCUCUUGGGAAGGACAGUGUCCUUCCACUGGUCUUCCGACUCCGACGUUCAGGAGGCGGCGAAGCAACUCCGUGGCGUUCCCGCUGGCGCUGGUCCUGCCGUGGAAGUGGUGGUUUGA
Molecule: messenger RNA, 1833 nt
Organism: Symbiodinium sp. CCMP2592
Lineage: Eukaryota; Dinophyceae; Suessiales; Symbiodiniaceae
Source: the annotation of a GenBank genome assembly